Molecule: messenger RNA, 4533 nt
Organism: Micropterus salmoides (largemouth bass)
Lineage: Eukaryota; Metazoa; Chordata; Actinopteri; Centrarchiformes; Centrarchidae
Product: atrial natriuretic peptide receptor 1-like
Exons: 22
Coding region: 344-3604 (1086 amino acids)
Biological process (GO): cGMP biosynthetic process; receptor guanylyl cyclase signaling pathway; intracellular signal transduction
Cellular component (GO): membrane
Molecular function (GO): peptide receptor activity; ATP binding; guanylate cyclase activity
Source: RefSeq, a predicted model, not a curated record
GGCCUCUCGGUCCGACAGCAGCGGACCACCAACAACACUCACAGUUUAUCACACAUGGAUUCUUAUAAAAACCCAAAUGAAGUGCAGCCGAAUAUUCACCUGUAGGACCAUAAGCAACUGUAAAGUCUUCUAAAUUAUUUUUAACGGACUUUACUUGCCGGAUUCCAGCGUUUUAUUUAAUCCGAAUUGACAAUUCAAUUCAGGCGUUUUUCUAAGGAUUGCAACAUCUUACAUCUUACUGUGGAAAAUGUGGAUUAUUAACAUUUCAACGUUUUUAAACCAAUUUUUUCUUCACAUGGUGAAGGAAGGACCGUCGUUCACGUCUGACAAGUGAUAACGUUUAAUGGAUAAAUUAUUCAGCUGUGGUGGAAGUGGACUACCUGCUGGGGAGAGGAUGGCCUUUUGGAAGGAGGGCUCUGCUCUCCUGCUGGUUCUGCUGGCCUUGCUCGACCUACAGCCAAUCACCGGGCGAUCAUCUCGACAACGCACCUUGAGACGCCAAACUCGAGGGCACCAUGAACACCGGGCCCAACAGAACAUCACGCUGGCCGUCAUUUUACCACAGAACAACACAGAUUACCCUUGGGCUUGGCCUCGCAUUGGUCCCGCCCUGCAGCGGGCGAUCAAGACCGUAAACGCGGACCCCACUCUGCUACCUGACCACCACCUCACCUACGCUUUCAAGAACAGUGAAGACAAGAACGGCAUCUGCUCCGAGUCCAUCGCCCCGCUCAUGGCUGUGGACCUUAAACUUGAGCAUGACCCGUGGGCUUUCAUCGGCCCUGGCUGCUCCUACACCUCCUCGCCUGUUGGCCUCUUCACCACCCACUGGGAUGUUCCCAUGGUCACGGCUGGGGCCCCGGCCGUGGCCUUUUACGGCGGCGUCUACCCGUCCAUCACCAACACAGGCCCGACCCACAAGAAGCUUGGGAAGUUUGCCCUGCGGAUCUGUGAGCACUUUGGGUGGCGGGAGCAUGUGAUGCUCAUGUUCAACGACAACAAGGUGGAUGAUCGGCCGUGUUACUUUGCUGUGGAGGGUUUGUUCACGGAGCUGAAGAGCAUCAACAUCACCCUCGUCGACAGAGUGUUUGAAGAGAACAAGCCUCCGGUCAACUACUCUCAAAUCCUCACAGACAUUAAAAACGACGGUCGCGUGAUGUUUGUCUGUUGCUCACCCGACGUCUUCAGGAAGUUGAUGGUUCAGUUUCGAAAGACAGAUCUUCCUCACGAGCAGUACGUCUUCUUCUACAUCGACGUGUUCGGAGACAGUUUGAAAUCUAAUCACAGACAGCCGUGGGCCCGCGGGGACGAGGACGACGCCAUCGCCAAGGAGGCCUUCCAGAGUGUGAAGAUCCUGACCUACCGAGAGCCUCAGAACCACGAGUACAGAGAGUUUGUCAGCAAUCUGAAGACGGACGCCUUGGAAAUGUUCAACUACACCGUAGAGGACUCACUGAUGAACAUCAUAGCAGGAGGAUUUUACGACGGGUUGAUGCUCUACACUCACGCUCUGAAUGAGACCAUGUCGAUGUCCGGCGGUCGGCCUCCGGGCAAAGUCGUCACCAAGAGGAUGUGGAAUCGAACCUUCCACGGUGUAACAGGACUGGUCCACCUGGACGAGAAUGGAGACAGAGAGACGGACUUCGCUCUGUGGGACAUGAUCGACACCAACUCCAGCGCCUUCCAGAUAGUUUUGGUGUACAACAGCUCAGAGGAGCAGCUGACUGCCAUACCUGGAACAUCCCUACACUGGCCGGGUGGAGUAUGUCCUCUUGAUGUUCCAUUCUGUGGCCUCAAGAAUGAUAACCCCCUCUGCCUCGCAAAGACGAUCACCAUCCACCAGAUGGUUUCCAUCGUGAUCGUCUUCAUCUUCACGAUGACCCUCACCGUCACCAUCUUCAUCUACAGGAGGAUGAAGCUGGAGAAGGAGCUGGUGGCUCAGCUCUGGAGGAUUUCCUGGGACGACAUCCAGAUGAGCAACCUGGACAAAGUGCUGCGUAGCGGCAGCAGGAUCACGCUGUCACUGAGAGGCUCUAACUACGGCUCCCUGAUGAAUGGAGAUGGAAACCUGCAGGUUUUUGCAAAGACUGGAUACUACAAGGGAAACAUCGUGGCCAUGAAAUACACCAACAGGAAACGCAUCGAGCUGGACAGGAUGGUCCUGUUUGAACUCAAACACAUGCGAGACGUUCAGAACGAACAUCUGACCAGGUUCAUUGGAGCGUGCAUCGACCCUCCCAACACUUGUAUCGUCACAGAGUACUGUCCCAGAGGAAGUCUGCAGGACAUCUUGGAGAACGACAGCAUCACUCUGGACUGGAUGUUUAAAUAUUCUCUCAUCAAUGACAUCGUUAAGGGCAUGGUGUUCCUCCACAACAGUGUCAUCGUCUCUCACGGUAAACUCAAGUCGUCCAACUGUGUUGUCGACAACCGCUUUGUCCUGAAGAUCACAGACUACGGUUUGUCCAGCUUUCGGUCCUACAGCGACUCAGGAAAAGACGCUCAUGCCUACUAUGCCCAGAGGUUGUGGAUGGCUCCAGAGCUGCUCCGGAUGGAGUCUCCUCCUCCUCACGGAACUCAGAAAGGAGAUGUCUACAGCUUCGGCAUCAUCCUCCAGGAGGUGGCGCUGCGCAGAGGAGCCUUUUACCUGGAGGGAGACCCACUCAGCCCUAAAGAGAUCGUGGACCGGGUGGUUCUGGGCGAGUGGCCCUGCCUGAGACCGACCAUCGACCCGCAGAGUCACAGUCCUGAGCUGGGUCAGCUGAUGCAGCGCUGCUGGGCCGAGGAGCCGACAGAGAGACCAGAGUUCAACCACAUCCGCCUGCUGCUGCGCAAACAGAACAAGGAGUCGAGGACCAACAUCCUGGACAACCUGCUGUCCCGUAUGGAGCAGUACGCCAACAACCUGGAGGAGCUGGUGGAGGAACGAACACAAGCUUAUCAUGAGGAGAAACGCAAGGCCGAAGCUCUGCUAUACCAGAUACUACCACACUCAGUGGCAGAGCAGUUGAAGCGCGGUGAGACGGUUCAGGCCGAGGCCUUCGACUCCGUCACCAUCUACUUCAGUGACAUCGUGGGUUUCACGGCCAUCUCUGCAGAGAGCACACCGAUGGAGGUGGUGACUCUGCUGAAUGACCUCUACACCUGUUUCGAUGCCAUCAUCGACAAUUUUGAUGUUUACAAGGUGGAGACCAUCGGCGACGCCUACAUGGUGGUGUCCGGGUUGCCAGUGAGGAACGGAAAGCUGCACGGCAGAGAGAUAACACGCAUGGCCCUCGCCCUGCUGGACGCUGUCCGAACCUUCAAGAUCCGCCACCGACCAGAACAACAGCUGAAACUGAGGAUUGGAAUACACAGCGGUCCGGUGUGUGCAGGAGUGGUGGGUCUGAAAAUGCCUCGUUACUGUCUGUUCGGGGACACGGUCAACACGUCGUCUCGUAUGGAGUCCACCGGAGAAGCGCUGAAGAUCCACGUGUCGGCUGCGACUCGUGACGUCCUGAUGGAGUUCAACUGCUUCCAGCUGGAGCUGAGAGGAGAGAUCGACAUCAAGGGCAAAGGGAAGAUGACCACCUAUUGGCUACUGGGGGAGAGUGACAGCCAAUGACAAAACACAGCCGUCAACAGUGGACAGAGAGAGGAGGAGGGGGGAUGAGAAGGAAAUGAGGGAACAGAAGAGAAAAGGAAAGAGGGAAGUAGAGAAGAAAAUAAGGGAGCAAAUUAAUGACGAGACGGGAAGAGGAAAAGUUCAGGGAUAUGAAGAGAUGUCGCCGUAGACGUCUCAGGUCGUCGUCUCCUCCUCCUGUUUUUUUAUUUUGAACAAAGGCCUCGAAGGUUUCAGACUUCACAACACAGAGAGAGUACUGGAACAUUCACCUCACACAUGAAGGAUCAAACUGCUGAAUUAAAAAGGAGGAACGAGGAUGAGUGAGAAAGAAAAACAAAGAGGAGGAGGAACAGAGUGACGGGUGGAGGCCUUGAUGUUGAUGGAGAAAUACCUGCACAGAAACCUGCCGAGGCGGGAAUCAAACUGGACAAAUGAAGGGCUGGUGAACAUAAUGUAAAUGAAACCAAACCAAAAUAUUAACAGACUCUUUAGAUUCUGUGAUCCAGAUCCUGUCUUUAAAAUGUUGCACCGCUGCCACUUUCAGUUUUACAAAGAACAUCUACAUUUGUGUUAGUUUAGAGUUGUUUUCAAGUCCCUGUGUCAGGUUGUUCUUCACUGCUGCACGUAAAAGGUGUCUUCAACCAGCCCAGAAUCAGGUGUGAUUUAGCCCCUGGGUGGGGAGUGGGGGGUUCCGACUUCAAGGAUUAAAACUAACUUGGCAAAUGUAAAGUUUUACAACACCCCCAUUGUUUGUAUGUAAAUAUAAGUAGUUCAAGUUCAGUGAAAAACCCUAAAGUAGGGCCGGGCAAUAUGGCCAAAAAUGUUAUCACGAUUAAAACAUUUCAUACCAUUCGAUAGAUAAUUAUCACGAUAUGUCAAAUCAUUAUUUCUUUCAAGUUUAAAAGCUGAUUUUUGCUCCUGAGUGAAAA